AUGGCCGACGCCUUCAAGGCAGAGGGAAACAAAGCAUUCGCUGCCAAAGACUUCACUACUGCUGUUGAAAAAUUCUCUCAGGCAAUCGAGCUCGAUCCUGAGAAUCAUGUCCUUUAUUCCAACCGCUCCGGCGCAUAUGCAUCUCUGAAACAAUAUCAGAAAGCUUUAGACGAUGCCGAGAAGACCACUGAAAUCAAAGCCGACUGGGCGAAGGGUUGGGGUCGCAAGGGUACUGCCUAUCAUGGUUUGGGUGACUUGAUCGGUGCCAAAGAUGCUUUCGAAGAAGCCCUCAAGCUUGAUCCCUCCAAUGCUCAAGCCAAGGCUGGUCUCGAAUCUGUCGAUAGAGCAAUUGAGGCUCAAGCCCGAGAAGAUGGCGCUGAUCUAGGUGAGGGUGGUCUCGGUGGUCUGGGCAACAUGUUCAACGACCCUCAACUCAUCCAGAAACUCGCCAGCAAUCCAAAGACCGCAUCGUACCUCGCCGAUCCGCAGUUCAUGGCCAAACUUCAACGUCUCGCCAAGAAUCCUCAAGAGAUGGGUCAAGAGCUAGGUGAUCCUAGAUUCCUACAAGUCAUGGGUGUUCUUCUUGGGGUCGAUAUGAGUCUGGGUGGCCAACCAGGUGCUCCUGGCUUUGGCGGUGAUAGAGCCUCCGAGGUCGAAGAAGACGUUCCCAUGCCCGAUGCUCGUUCCCAAUCAAAACCGGCUCCUCAACAGAAGGCACCUGAGCCCGAGCCCGAACCCGAAGAUGAAGAUGAAGAAGCCAUCGCUGCGAAAAAGGCAAAGGAGGAUGCAGAAGCGGAGAAGAAGCUAGGUACCGAGAAUUACAAGAAGCGUAAAUUCGAUGAAGCCAUCGAGCACUAUUCCAAAGCUUGGGAUUUGCAUAAAGAUAUCACCUACCUCACCAAUCUGAGUGCUGCAAAAUUCGAAAAGGGUGACUACCAGGGUGCAAUCGAGUCAUGUGAAAAGGCUAUCGAGGAGGGUCGUGAGGUUCGAGCCGACUUCAAGAUCAUUGCUAAAGCAUUUGGUCGUAUUGGGUCUGCCUAUGAGAAGAUGGGUGAUCUCGAGAAAGCCAUCAUCAACUAUCAGAAAUCACUGACCGAACAUCGCACUCCUGAAAUCCUGGCAAAAUUCAAGGCCGCCGAGAAGGCAAAGAUCAAGUCCGUCAAGGAUGCUUAUGUCAACCCAGAAAAGGCUGAGGAAGCAAGACUACUAGGUGCUGAGAAAUUUAAGCAGGCAGACUGGCCAGGUGCUGUUGAAGCCUAUACCGAACUUACCAAGCGUGCUCCUGAAGACCCGAGAGGCUACAGCAACCGUGCAGCUGCAUUGAUCAAGCUUCUCGAGUUCCCGACUGCCAUCCAUGACUGCGAUGCAGCUAUCAAGCUCGAUCCCAAAUUCAUCAAGGCAUAUUUGCGCAAAGCACAAGCACUUUUCGGAAUGAAAGAAUACAACAAGUGCCUGGAUGUUUGCACUGAAGCCGCAGAACACGACGAAGGUGGCAAGAACGCUUACGAACUUGAACAACAGCAGCAGAAGGCACUUGAAGCCAUGUACUCCGCACGACAGGGCGAGACUGAAGAAGAAACCAGUGCCAGAAUCCAGAGAGAUCCCGAAAUCAUGCAAAUCCUGUCCGACCCCAUUAUGCAGUCAAUUCUCCAACAAGCCAAGGGCGACCCACAGGCUCUCAACGAGCACAUGAAGAACCCCAGCAUCCGCAGCAAGAUCCAGAAACUCGUCGCGGCAGGCGUCAUUCGCGUCGGCCGGUAA
Messenger RNA from Exophiala bonariae, 1761 nucleotides. RefSeq lists its product as uncharacterized. Gene Ontology annotation, molecular function: Hsp90 protein binding. The record is from RefSeq and is a predicted model, not a curated record. The transcript is spliced from 3 exons. The coding region runs from base 1 to 1761 and encodes 586 amino acids. Lineage: Eukaryota; Fungi; Ascomycota; Eurotiomycetes; Chaetothyriales; Herpotrichiellaceae.